AGAAUCUGGAGUGAAGGUGAAUCCAUAAAAUAUAAUAGAAUCUAAAUUUUUCUUAUUGUAAUAGUAUCUCAAUCUACUGCUGACAUCUAUGGGAACUAACAUCUAAUGAUACAUUCUGGUCAAACCUAGUGAUUCACCGUUGAAUACCAUUUUGGCUACAAUCACUAGACUCAAGGAAAACUGUAGUUUAAGCGUUUUAUUAUAAAAUGUUGAUCAACGAAAUUCCCGAUGAUUGUUUGCUCGCCAUUUUUGAUCAUCUGAACAGCCUGGAAGAUUUAGUAAACUGCUAUAAGGUGUGCGUUAAAUGGAGCUAUUUAAUUGCUGUGCGGACUAAAAAAGUAAAAUAUUCGUUAUUCAAUGAGCGUGUUUAUUCCUCUGAUGCUGUUUAUUAUCGAGAACUGUAUAAGAUUGAUUCAACCUGUCUGAGUAAAUUAUUUACAAAUUUAACAAUUGUUGAAUUGUCUAUUAAUUUGAAGCCAACAUACGAAGAUGCUAUUGAAUUUGUUAAAAAACUGGAAUUUUUGAAAGGAUUAAUCAAUCAAAUUGAUUUACCAAUAGAAAAAUAUUGUGAUCAACUUGAAAUGUUAUCUGUCGAAUAUUUCAAUCCAAACAAUUUAAGAAAUGGUUCCAGCAUAAAGCAAUUGGACAUUUGGAAUUAUAGUCUAGAUUUUUUGAAAAAAGAUGCCCAUUAUUUGCCAAACCUUGAAAGACUAAAGAUUCAAAUUUAUUCUCCAGACUAUUUCUACGAUGGUCCAGUAUUGGAAAAGCUCAAAAUACUUGAGCUGUCUUUCCAUGCUCCCUGGGAUAGUAUCAUUUUUUAUGGUUUCAAGUUGAUGGAUUUAUGUCCAAAUUUACAAAGUGCACAUAUUUGCAUGGCCGCUAAUACUUAUUUUUUCGAUGGGACAUUGAAACACAAAUGUUUGCAAGAUUUAGUUUUACAAUUUUCUGAAUUCUAUAAUGGAAUUACUACCAGCACACGGGUUGGAAACGAAAACGAUUUAAAACGAUUGCUUAUGAAAUACCCGAACCUCAAACAUCUUGCGUUGAGGGACGCUUGGAGAAUAACAGAAGAACAUAUUGAGCAAUUGUUUCACAUUUUGCCCAAUUUAGUGGUAUUGGAUGUUAGAAAGUGCUACGAAGUCACUCAAGAAGCUGCCGAUUAUGUUAAAUAUUAUUGUAAAAGAUAUGGACGAUCAAUCAAAUUUUACUUCGAUGGGAAUGAACAUGAAAUCGAAUCAGAUUGGCCUCAAUCAUCCAUUAAACACGAAACAAUAAGUCUAGGCUUUGAUUUCAUGAAAAAUUGCUUCUUCAGACAGCAUGACUUCCUUCCAAAUUUUUUGAUUCCGAUUGAUUAUUGAAAACUACUUAUUAAAUUGUAUUUGUUAUUUUGUAGCUUGGAAGCCCAUUCGAAGAGUUUCAACUUAAUCUUUAUUAUUCAUCCACUUUAUUUUGCGAUCUAUUUUUCUAAUGAAUAUUAUCAAUUGUCUAACCUAAAGAAAUGUCUUUGUGGUCAAAGGAUUACAACUUUAGAUCCUUAGAUAACUUUCAUCGAGGUUUCAAAAAUAAUGUUGAUAGGUAAAAAAAGAUUGUAGCUGUUUCUAAAUAAAAUAAUAAUUUAUUCGAUUGCUUUUGAGAUAGAUUGGUCUAAAAACGUUUGACUGGAUUUGUUUGAUUAAAAAUUGUUAUGGUUCAAGAUAUUUCAAUGCAAUUUUAAAGUAAAACAUGAUUAGACUAAAAUUUGAAUAAAGGCAACAAUUUUCAGUACACUAGUAAUCAGGGUUAAGUUAACAAAAUCGGCAAUUUUUUCUGACUUCUAGUGUACACAAAGACCUUUCAGAUAAUUAUUGCAAUAAGCUGUGAUGAUUAUUCAUUCAUUUCAUUUCAAGAGUAUUCAUAAAAAAAAUUAUCAGCCACAUAUGUAAGCAUUCAUGGGCGUGAAGUUGAACACCAUUAUCUAAUAGGCCUUCGUAUGCACAGUUGAAGCAACGCAAACAAAUCAUUUGCCAUAAUUUGUACAAAUUAAAUAAUUCUGCAUAAACAUUUGUCUAUUAUUAAUUCAUUUUUCAUGAACCUGAUGCAAAUCAACAGUUUGUCAUUGUUUACAUUUCUCUUGACAUGAGUGAUUUAUGUUAGGUAUUGAGAUCCGUGGUUAGGAAAGAUCCGUUUUUUAUUUGAUCAUUAGCUUUUGAUAUCCGCUCUAGCAU
Molecule: messenger RNA, 2204 nt
Organism: Tetranychus urticae (two-spotted spider mite)
Lineage: Eukaryota; Metazoa; Arthropoda; Arachnida; Trombidiformes; Tetranychidae
Molecular function (GO): protein binding
Source: RefSeq, a predicted model, not a curated record